AUGGCUUCUUCCUUGUCACUCAGUCCAUCCUUGUCACUCAACCGUCCAAUCGAUCGGAAAUGGUUCGCCGGAUUUCCUAAUCAUCCAUUUGUCGGAAAAUUUCCGUCUGGAUCUUGUUCUUCUGCCCAAUAUUCUAGCUAUAGAUUUAACUCCUCCUUUUAUCCCAAAGGCACGAGAGCGUUGGCCGAGCCUGUGUUAUCGCCGCCUUUACCGACACAAAGCCCAUCAACCUCCUCAUCUCCUUGGCUUAUGCUGCCGCCUGCCUUUGACGUCGACGUUAGCGGCGCCGCCAGCAGGAGCUACAAGUUCUACAGCCUCGCCGACAACAAAAUCGUAACCCUAACCACCGGAAAAAGCAGCAAAGAAAGAGAAGAAUUGCCAUGGUCCCCCUUGUUGUUUAGGGGCUCUUCACACGGCUGGCUAGCUUUGCUGUGCCCCGGAACCCGCCAUCUGUUUCUCUACAAUCCCAUCUCCCGUCGACGUAUAAGCCUCCCUUCCCUUACCGACCUGCCGAGUUUCCCACCCACCGAUUACCCUACCGCAUACAAGGUCAUCCUCACGUGCUCCCCUGACGAAGACGGACCGAAUUGCCGGGCCGUGAUGAUUUAUAAUAACAAUCAUGGGCUGGCUUUCUGCUGCCCUGGGUCGAGCAAGGAGUGGACCCGCAUCGGAGAUCACCACUGGUUUGAUGAAAAAAAGGGGAAGUCCUUCGCAAUGGGGUACACGGACUGUGUCUACUCCACAAGACACGAAGCAUUGUUUAGCCUGGCGUCAAACGACGUGUUGGAUGCUUGGAGUCUUCGGGACCCUCAGUCACCGAGGCUUGUAAAGAUAGCCGAUGUUAGUCACACGAGAGUACAUCUUGGCUACCCGAGGAGAAAGAAAGAGAAGAAGAUGUGGCUGACAAAUGCUCCACUGGAGCAUCUGGUAGUGGCCGGGCAGGAUCUUCUUGUGGUGACUCAAUACAUGGUUGAUUCAUUUGAUUUUGAUGGAUUGUAUGUCGAUGCCAAUGACCCGGAUACCUAUGCCUUCGAACGAGGACUUCCGUGUGUGACUGUUGAUUUUGAUGUUCAUAAAUAUGAUCAUAAGGAUAGGGGUUUUAAGUAUGUGGAGGGUUCGUCUUUGGGUGGUUGGGCUCUUUUUGUCGGCUUCUGCAGCGACGCAGUCGCGUUGCCGGCGGCCGAGUUCCCGGAGCUUAAACCCAAUUCAAUUUACUUCACGGAUGGAAUGGAAGAUGUGCUGAUUGACAACAAUUUCCCAACAGGUGGCCAUGACAUUGGCAUUUUCAAUUAUGAGAACAAGACUGUGUCGCCAUGCUAUUUUCCGUGUGAUGCUAAGAACUUGAGAAAGACUUUCCCAGGGCCUAUGUGGUUCUUCCCAAGUCGUGGAUGA
This is a messenger RNA of Striga hermonthica, 1392 nucleotides long. NCBI's taxonomy places the organism in Eukaryota, Viridiplantae, Streptophyta, Magnoliopsida, Lamiales, Orobanchaceae. The record is from the annotation of a GenBank genome assembly.